AUGCUAGCGUUUGGUCACUUUUGCAACCGCCAAGAAUACGUCAUCUUCAGUAAAAAAAGUAAAACAUUUUUUCCACGGCAGUUAUUCAAUGAAAAAUAUAAAGAGAAAAAAAAUAAUACUCAAUAUCGUACUCAGCUAAAUUCCACUGCAGAGUGGGUAUCUGAACAUUCUAGUCAUUGGCAAUUCCCUUUACUUAAUGAAGCACAAACAAGUAACAAUAAUUAUGAUGAUGUACUUGACAUUGAAAAUAUGGAUUUUGUUUGUCUAAACUAUAACAAUCAAGAAGAAAAUAAUGACCAGUCUUUUAAUACAUCGCCAGUUGUAGUCAUUGAAAUUCCAGUCCUUGCAGGUACUUCAACAGCAAAUACUUCCAUUGAAACACCAAAUAACAUAUUAUUAAAUAAUGACUUAAAUGUUUCAUCAAAUGAUAUUAUAGCUGAGCAAAUUGACAUAAGUUUCAAUAACUUAACUAAUGUACCAAUUCCUGAUCCAGAAUAUAUUGAUGAAAUUACUUGUAUUGCUGGAGGAAGGAAAAAAAAGAUUAUACACCAGAAGCAGUUAAAAAAUAUUGCUAUCAACCACAUUGAAAACAACUGGCAACUAAAUAAUUGCAGUCAUAUGGAGAGUCCUGAAAUUACAAGUGUAUGCAAAGUAUCAAGAUUAACACAUGAUGAUAUUAACAUUUUCAAAAAAAAAUUAUCUGAUAUUUCUGAAAAAGUCAAGCAAGACAGAUUUUUAUUAGAUAUGAUGUCAGUAUCAAAAGUAAGAAGAACUGAUCGACGCAAAACUAAUCGUAAAGAAAGAAUUUCGAUUAAUUAUUUUAUACCAACUAAAGAAGGUGAUAAAUACCGUGUUUGCUUAAAUGCUUUUUCUUCCAUCACAUCAAUAAAAAGAAAACGUUUUAAUAUUAUUGCUAGAAAUUUUAAGACAACUCAGUUAAGUCCUAUUGAAAAGAGAGGAGGAUCUCGUGUAUCUGCAAAAAGUGAGGAAAUAACUAAGUCAAUAAUUGAUCACAUACUGGCAUUUAAAGUAAAAAAGUCCCAUCAUACAAGAAAAGAUAGUAAUAGAAGUUAUCUACAACCUGGUUUAUCAGUAAAUAUUAUGUACAAAGUAUGGAAAUGUGAUAGAAUAAAAAACAAUAAACCUAUAGCUUCAUUUAGCAAAUACUAUAAUGUAUUUGUAUCCAAAUUCAACUUAGCAUUUGGUCAUCCUCGGCAAGAUGUUUGCUCAUAUUGUACUGAAAUGAUAACUAAGAUAGAAAAAGAAUUUGAACAAGAAAAGAAAGAAGAAAUUAAAACUGAUUUGCAAAUUCACAAAAAAAAAUCAAAAUUGUUUUUUAUGAAGAUGGCUGAAAAAAAAGAAAAAGUAGUUUCAGUCUCUUUUGACAUGAUGCAGACUCAGCCUUUACCCAAACUCAGUGUAACCGAUGUAUUUUACUGUAGACAAGUAUGGCUUUAUAAUAUAACAUUUGUAAUAAAUUCAGAGGGUGUGGAAAAUAGAAAUACUUGUCAUACCUAUACGUGGCUGGAAACUGAAAGCGGCAGGGGACCUAAUGAGAUAUGUUCAGCAUUAAUUUCUUUUUUAAGCUAUUUGGAAGAUAAAAUAAAGCAAUCUAUGUCCCCAGAUUAG
Molecule: messenger RNA, 1629 nt
Organism: Macrosiphum euphorbiae (potato aphid)
Lineage: Eukaryota; Metazoa; Arthropoda; Insecta; Hemiptera; Aphididae
Source: the annotation of a GenBank genome assembly